Molecule: messenger RNA, 696 nt
Organism: Ostertagia ostertagi
Lineage: Eukaryota; Metazoa; Nematoda; Chromadorea; Rhabditida; Trichostrongylidae
Source: the annotation of a GenBank genome assembly
AUGGUAAAUAAGAAAACAGAAGAAUUACUGAAAAGAUGGAGAGAUGCAGCCAACCUUUUGGCAAAAAAUCCUGAAGCUAAAAUUAUAUGCCCAGAAUGCAAUGAUGGUUAUCUCGAAAAAGAUUAUUACGUUAAGGAUUAUAAAUUGGAUGGUGACGCUCCUAAACAGUUUAUUAAGCGUUAUAGUACAGAGUAUUUGCAAUUGGUGACUGAGUUGUCAAGCCGCGAAAAUGAAGAGCGGGUUUUUAAUAUGAUAUCAAGGGAGUUCAAAGAUUUCUUCAUAUCAGAACGUAAAACAGAUGAUGAUGUCGAAAUUCAACUUCCCCAAGAUCAGGAAGCGAAAUUCAUUUUGAUGGCAGAUGAUAUUCAUAUUCGCAUACCAGGACUGAAGCAGCCUGCAAUUCAGGAGAUAUUAAAACGGGAAAAAAUUGAUAGUGGAAAUGAUAUCGAAUUGUUGAAGCGUUUUGGUCAAAAGACUAUCUCAAAUCCUUACGAGUUAAUGGUAAAAGACAGUGAAGCUGCCCUGAAGAAAAUAGAUGACCGUGCCUGGGAAAUCAAAAAGGAACUGGUGAGCCGGAUAAAGCACCAGCUGCGCCGCGUUCCGGAGAUCAGGUAUUUUAUAGACGAUACCCUGGACAAUGUGUUUAAAAUGGAGGAGCUGUUUAAGAAGAUUAAUAAAGAGAAGAAGGAAGAGUGA